AUCUCAUCCCACAAGCUCAAACCAAACAGUUAGCCUCUCUCCUUCGGCCACCUCGUCCUCACGAAAACACCUUCACUUCCAUUUCGUUUUCUGCAGCUAGUUCUGCAUUGACGCCCAUGGAAAUGGCAGCUAAGUCCCUGGUUUUGUGCACAGUGCUUGCGGUGUGCCUCGCGGUCGCCGCGGCUGACUGGUCUCCGGGCACCGCCACGUUCUACGGCGGACCCGACGGCUCCGGCACGAUGGAUGGCGCGUGCGGGUACGGGAACCUGUACAACGCCGGGUACGGCGUCAACAACGCGGCGCUCAGCGAGACGCUGUUCAACGACGGCGCGUCGUGCGGGCAGUGCUACCUCAUCAUGUGCGACACCAGCAAGUCGACGAGUUGCAAACCCGGCAACACCAUCACGGUCACCGCCACCAACAUGUGCCCGGCCAACUACGUGCUGCCAAACGGCGGCUGGUGCGGCCCGGGGCGGCCCCACUUCGACAUGUCGCAGCCGGCGUGGGAGAACAUCGGCAUCUACAAGGCCGGCGUCAUCCCCGUCCUCUACCAGCGGGUCCAAUGCUCGCGCAGCGGCGGCGUGCGCUUCAGCUUGGCCGGCUCCAAAUACUUCUUGCUCGUCAACAUCCAGAACAUCGGCGGCAGCGGCUCCGUGGGAGCCGCCUGGGUCAAGGGCACCGAGACGGGGUGGAUCCAAAUGUCCAGGAACUGGGGCGCCAACUGGCAGGCUCUGUCCGGGCUCGUCGGCCAGGCGCUCAGCUUCGCCGUGACCAGCACCGGUGGGCAGUACCUGCAGUUCCCGGACGUUGUGCCGGCGUGGUGGCAGUUCGGCCAGACCUUCACCGCCACCAAACAGCAGUUCACUUACUAAAACGUGCAAGCGGCCGGAGUGACCGAUCUCCUUCGCCAUUUCUUGCGGUUCGGUGGAAUGGCGAGUGCGUGCUCGUGAUUUCGACGGAGCUAGCUGCACUUGCCAUUGCAUCCUUGGUGGCCGGCAUUUCCCCUAUGUGAUGCUCCGACUGCGGGAGCUGCGCGCGGUGACGUGUAAUUUCAUAUUUCGUCCCACUUUUGUUAUGUCCAACAAUUUGUUUUUCUUAAUUUUCUUAUCUAUCUUGUUAUUUGAGUCUUACAUAUAUGUAAUAAUAAAUAUUUUAAAUGAAUUAUGGAAAUUAUUAUUUGAUGGGACAACAAAUCAUUAUCAC
Molecule: messenger RNA, 1203 nt
Organism: Phragmites australis (common reed)
Lineage: Eukaryota; Viridiplantae; Streptophyta; Magnoliopsida; Poales; Poaceae
Product: expansin-A31-like
Exons: 2
Coding region: 117-872 (251 amino acids)
Biological process (GO): plant-type cell wall organization
Cellular component (GO): extracellular region
Source: RefSeq, a predicted model, not a curated record